AUGCAUCACCUCACGAUCCGGCUAUUGGCCCUUUGCGGCUUAGCAGCUGCCGCAACUUGUGAUGACCGGCGAUACUCGACGUGGAUGCUUGACAGCAUCAAGUCGCGAAACCAAGGCAUUAUCUCGUCUGGUGCAGCAAGCAGCUUCUUGGAGACCGGCGUUCUCUCCAUCGCUAUGGAGGCAACGAUCAAGCAGUACCCGGACCUCAAGGAUCAAUAUGCUUCUUACCUGAAGGAUGUUCUCAACGAAGGGACUCUCAACUUGGUCAAUGCAACCUACGACGCAACCCGACCUCUGGACCGCUUCUCGGUAGCAACCGCCAUCAACGCCAUCUCUAAAUUUGGAAUCGAGGGGAUUUCGACCACAGCAUUGGCAGCAUCAAAGGCCAUCAACGAUUCUCUGCCGCUCCAAGACCGGAACCCCGUCGGAGGCUUGUUGUACUACGUUUACCCUGGAUGGAGUUACCUAGACGGCAUAUUUUCUGUGCUGCCGUUUAUGGCGGCGCAACAGCAGCCCAACUACACCGACAUCAGCUUGCAGGUUUCGCUGCUCUAUGAACACUGCUUCCAAAAGAACACAUCCUUGGUCGUUCACGGAUAUGAUUACUUCAAAACUGCUGUUUGGGCCAACAAAGAGACGGGCGCAAGCUCGUUCGCAUGGGGUCGCUCCGUGGGUUGGUUCGUGGCAGGCUUGGUCCAGACGUGGGAAGCUCUCGACUGUCCCACGAGUAAACACGAGGCCAAGGCCGUGUGCAAGCAAUUGCGAGACAUUACGACGCAACUGGCCACGUCAUUGGUCCGCUACGCCGAUCCCGACACCGGAGCCUGGUGGCAAUUGACGACAUUCCCGGGACGCAGCGGCAACUACCUCGAGAGCUCCAGCACGGCCUUGUUCAUAUUCUCCAUGCUCAAAGGCGAGAGAUUGGGAAUGCUUUCGAACUCCAAGGUGGACUUCAGGAAGGUGGCUUUGAAGGCCUACAACUACACCACCCGGAACUUUGUUGUCGAUACGGGAAGCGGCACGAUCGGGUACAACAAGACGGUCGCUGUGUGCAGUCUCAACUCAACAGCUUCAUACGAGUACUAUACGCACCAGCCACUGUUGCCUAAUAGUCUCCUCGGAGAAUCGGCCUUCGUUUUGGCGUCUCUCGAGGUAGAGAGGAAGUAG
Messenger RNA from Colletotrichum orchidophilum, 1167 nucleotides. RefSeq names its product glycosyl hydrolase family 88. The transcript has a single exon. The record is from RefSeq and is a predicted model, not a curated record. Lineage: Eukaryota; Fungi; Ascomycota; Sordariomycetes; Glomerellales; Glomerellaceae. The coding region runs from base 1 to 1167 and encodes 388 amino acids. Gene Ontology annotation, biological process: carbohydrate metabolic process.